UUAGUCAACAAAAGAAGCACACACACAUAAUCCAAAGCAUUAUUAUUGGACCAAAAUUAAAGUGAAUAACACGUAAUUUGCGCUUAAUUAAAAUGACACCCGCGUUUUUAGUUUUGUUCUUUGUAGUUUGAUUAGAUCUUUAUCACUACACACAUUACUACCACCCCACACCCAUGUGACUUUUAUAAUUUCUACAUGUUCACAUUAAUCUCUAAAUUUCCGUUCUUCACUUUCUUAGAUCAUAUAGGUAUAUGUGUAAGUAACCUCAAAAUAAAGCACAAAAGUGAAGAAAAUUGGGUUCAUAGAGUCUAAAAUGGUGCUGUUGAAGUGAGUUUUUUGUUGCAAGAAUCCACAAUGAAGGCUCAUUCCUUCAAUGGGUUUUCGUUUUUCUUGUUCAUUUUUGUUUUUUUACUGUUUUUGAGCUCGAUUUCAGCUUUAUCUUCAACUGGGUCGAUUGAUCACCACAUCAAGUUUAUCAUAGGAGGAAGAGGAGUGAAUAUAGGUUCAUGGCAAAAUGAAGUUACACAAGUGGCUCCAGCACCAGGGCCACUAGGUGAUAAUACUCUUAUUCUGGCGGCAAAUAGGACCAAUAGACCUGAUUUUCUUCGAGGAUUUCAUCGUUAUCACGGUGGUUGGGAUAUUUCAGAUCGGCAUUAUUGGGCUUCGGUUGGAUUCACCGGUGCCACGGGUUUCAUUCUUGCCGUCUUAUGGUUCGUCUCAUUUGGCUUGGCACUUGUGAUUCAUCUAUGCUGUGGAUGGGGGAUUAACAUAAAGGACAAAGGAUCCAAUCGUUCACAAAGGAUUUGUCUUAUAUUGCUUUUAAUAUUCACCUUUGCUGCAUCGACUGGAUGUAUUCUCCUUUCUGUUGGGCAGGAUAAGUUUCACGGCGAGGCCUUGGAUACCCUCCAUUUUUUUGUCAAUCAAUCAGACUAUACGGUGCAGACUCUAAGAAAUGUCACAGAAUAUCUCUCCCUUGCAAAAACCAUAAACGUCAACCAGAUACUUCUUCCAUCUGAUGUCCUGGAUGGUAUUGAUAAGUUGAAUGUGGAACUAAACACUGCAGCGGAUACAAUUUCUGAAACAACAGAUGAAAAUUCCGUUAAAAUUAGAAGAUUAUUCAAUUACGUGCGCACGGCCUUGUUUGUUAUGGCAGGAGUAAUUUUUCUCUUGGCUCUAACUGGACUAGUCCUGUCUCUCCUUGGAUAUCAACAUGCAAUCAUCUUAUUUGUUAUCACUGGAUGGUUACUGGUUGCAACCACAUUCAUUCUUUGCGGAGUGUUCAUGAUACUUAAUAAUACAAUUUCUGAUACCUGCAUGGCUAUGGGAGAAUGGGUGGAAAAUCCACACAGAGAAUCUGCUCUUAGCGACGUCCUUCCAUGCGUUGAUCAAAGAACCACAAACAAAACACUUUUUCAAAGCAAACAAGUCGUCACCAAUAUUGCAAAUAUUGUCAACACUGUCAUCUAUACUACUGCAAACGUAAAUGCAACAAAAGGUCAUCCAGGUUUUUACAAUCAGUCUGGGCCUCCAAUGCCGCCACUAUGCUAUCCCUUUGACGAUCAAUUUCGAGAACGCCAAUGUACAAAUCAAGAAGUUUCAUCUGCCAAUGCUUCAAUGGUUUGGGAGAAUUAUGUAUGCGAGGUUUCUGAAUCGGGUAUUUGCACUACAGUUGGCAGGGUGACCCCAGAGAUUUACUCGCAGUUAGCAGCUGCAGCUAACGAAAGCUAUGCAUUAGAACAUUAUGCUCCACUUUUACUUAGCCUUCAGAAUUGCAAUUUUGUCAGGGAUGCAUUUACAGGAAUCACUACAAAUUACUGUCCUCCAUUAAAGCAUUACCUUUAUAUCAUUAAUGUAGGACUUGGCCUCAUUUCAGUUGGUGUUCUGCUUUGCCUUGUUCUAUGGAUACUCUAUGCAAACCGCCCCCAAAGGGGAGAAGUGUUUGUGAUGCUAUCCUUAAAAGAAAAAAUAAAGAGCAGAUUUAACAAGAACCACCAGAGCACAAAUUUAGCAGUGCCAAAUGCAGGCAGUGAAGUAUAGAUUGUAAAAUAGAAAAAAUUAUCGAUAAAGAAGCAACCUAUUAUUGUUUUACUGUACUCUAUAUACUAAAAGGAAGAAACAAAGGUGGAGCGAAGCUGCCGCCUGAGUUCAUAGACAAUAGCAAAGCUAGUGUACUACAUAUUUUGCCCGUGUAUAUGUAAAUACUCAUCGUUUUCAUUUUUA
This is a messenger RNA of Medicago truncatula (barrel medic), 2220 nucleotides long. RefSeq lists its product as uncharacterized. The coding region runs from base 355 to 2037 and encodes 560 amino acids. Gene Ontology annotation, cellular component: membrane. Lineage: Eukaryota; Viridiplantae; Streptophyta; Magnoliopsida; Fabales; Fabaceae. The record is from RefSeq and is a predicted model, not a curated record. The transcript has 9 exons.